UGAGGAGCGGGUGUGAUUCAGUACAUCUGUUAUCGGAGUAAGAGUUACAGAUUACUGUAUAUUGCUAAAAAUACGCUCUGAACAGGACGGGUUUCAACUUAGUGAUGGUGUGCGCUUUCCUUAUUGUCGCUGUGAGAAGAAAUGUCAAAAGUUGUUUCUCGAGCCGGAUUAACCCUCAGAAAGGAAGGAACGCGAGGGGAAUUUCACAACCAGGGGAUCUGUUAACAUGGCUUCAACAAUUGACUUCAGAACCCACGUCGAUCAAUUGUGCAGAUACUCAGAGGAGUUUGUCAAUAUUUACUACGACUGCAUGGAUAAGAAACGGAGAAACCUGACGAGGCUCUAUCUGGAUAAAGCAACACUGGUGUGGAACGGCAAUGCAGUUUCUGGUCAGGAUGCCCUGGGAGAGUUUUUCGAGUCUCUUCCUUCAAGUGAAUUUCAAGUACAUACACUAGACUGUCAGCCUGUACAUGAACAAGCAACUCAAGGCCAGACAACGUUAUUGGUGGUUACUGCUGGGUCAGUCAAGUUUGAUGGAAACAAGCAGAGAUAUUUCAACCAGAAUUUCUUGUUAACCGCUCAGCCGUCCCCACACAGUGACCAACCUGUCUGGAAGAUUGCAAGUGACUGUUUUCGCUUCCAAGACUGGGCAAACUGAACAAUUCUCCCUACUUUCCAUGAUCCAUUUGGAUAAUUGUCCAGGAUUUCCACCACAAGCCACUGAGGAAGGCCAAAUGACUGUUUUUGUUCUUCCUCCAAAGUUGGCAGAAAUGAGUGCUUCAUGCUCUUAAGCAUGCUGUAAAUAAUUUUUGUUACAAAACCAAAAAAGGACAAUUUGCAACUUGAGUAGAAAACAUUUUAAUUAUCACAACAUAUUACAUAUAGUAUGUGAUCCACAAAACUGAAUAAAUAAAAGCAUCAUGAAACAUUCUGCAAGCAAACAGUUUCUCAAGUGUUCACAUUUGACAAGAGUCCAUUAUGACUUGGGUUGGGAACCUGAGGAUUAACAAAAAUAUUACAUUUUUUUUAGACCAUAUAUUUUCCUGUCAGGAGAACUUUAAUCCCAAUCCAAUUCAAAUGCCAAACCUUUGUUGAUUCAA
Molecule: messenger RNA, 1100 nt
Organism: Pygocentrus nattereri (red-bellied piranha)
Lineage: Eukaryota; Metazoa; Chordata; Actinopteri; Characiformes; Serrasalmidae
Gene: nxt2
Product: nuclear transport factor 2-like export factor 2
Exons: 5
Coding region: 227-658 (143 amino acids)
Biological process (GO): protein import into nucleus
Cellular component (GO): nuclear pore central transport channel
Source: RefSeq, a predicted model, not a curated record